AUGGAGCGAAACGAGGGUAUCAUAAGAUGGUCGCCAAAUGCUUCACGGGACGAGUUUAUGGUCCUGAACCUGAAUCAUAGGAUCAUUCAGCUAUACGGAGCCAAAAGAAAUGCCCAAGCAGGAAGCUUCGAUUACGAAAGGCUUUCCAAACACAACGACUUCCCCGCUCUGAACACAUAUGAUUGGUCACCAGCAAUCCGAGGACUCGUGGCUUUGGGGACAUCUCACGGAGAGGUCAACCUGCUACGGGUUGACGAUGACUCAAAUGAUCAUUUUACCCUGCCCCUGACGCUCAAAAGGUCCUGUCAGUCCGUGGCCUUCAACACCACUGGUCUUCUUGCAAUCGGCCUGGAUAGAAUCCGGAAUGAUUCUUGUCUCAAAGUAUGGGACGUAAACGAAAGACUGGCUGACUGGGACGUCAAGAAACCGGGCUGGGGCGUAGGGAAGGAGAAUAAGGAAGCCGAACCCAUGAAGAAGCUGGAAGGUAGUGUGGCUGUCACGAGCGUCAGGUUUUUUGAGGAUUCGCCACAAACCCUAGUCAUUGGUAUCAAGAAUCAGAGCGUUCGCAUCCAUGAUCUUAGAGAUUUAGAUCCAAACUCGGCUGUAAUCAAUUUCCCGACGAGGUGCAACAACAAUCUUGCAAUCGACUAUGAUGAUUGCAACUACUUCGCUUCAUCAUCUCUAGACCAGCCUGGACUGGUAGUUUGGGACCGCCGUGUCUCUGGACGUUCUUCAGCCUCUCCUAUGUAUCUGGAAUCCUUUGAUCAGGAAGAAAUACCAUGGGGUGCGACUUUGAAACUGGAUCGCGCUAUUGAGGUUGAGAGGACCGUCCAUAUUAAACAGCUGAGAUAUUGUAGAGAGCACCGUGGGACCCUAGGCGUCCUGUCGUCAGCUGGUCAGCUCCAAGUCAUCAAAACAAACAAGGAAUACAUAGAGCCAGGAUCUGUAGAUGAUAUCCGCGGGAGCCCCAAACUACUGGAAGUCGGGAAGUCUUUUAGCUUGGAACAUCCCUAUUUUGACCCCGAUCACAAACAAAGACCCGAAGACCGUAUUAUCUCUUUCGAUUGGGUGAAUGUUGGUACUUCAGAUCUUGACCCUCGCGUUAUAGCGUUGAGGGCAAAUGGGAAAUUCGAAAUACUGCAGUUACCUUCCGCCACUGCGGGCCACCUGUCGCAACUAUUACCUUGGGGUACUCGCCGCGAUGGUCUACCCUCGACGGCACUCCUAAAUUUUAAGGAUCCAAUUGAACAGGAAGCGACUAUCGGCCCCUUAUUUGCAGCUGCAGCGAAAGCCAACGCUCCUGUUUUUGGACCUGACGAAUUCAGCUCGGCAGAAGCAAUUCGGAAGUUAACGACUACGAUCAAGAAAGCAGUACAUUCAAAAGACAAUCCUGUGAUCGAUCUAUUGGCGCCAGCAGAUUCGGCAAUGCCUCAAUCGUCGAAGGAUUUGGGCGAUAAGUUCUCAAAAGUCAGCAUUGAUUCUAAGACUGACAAGGACAGCCCUGGUAAUCUUGAAUUGUCAGAGACAGGUGGCAGUAGGAGAUCUCACUCCAGCACAAAGUUCCGUGACCGAUCCCACUAUUAUACCUCUGGUACUUCUCCAGAAACAAAAACUAAGGGCGAGUUAAUCGAUACUACCAUGCUUCGCCGUGCCCUUGGUGGUUACUUGUUUGAUUGCAAGAAGAAUUGGGAGAUCACUGCAGGCGAUCAAUGCCUGCAAGAGGUCUGGGAAUGGAUCGCAGACGCUGAAAACUCCACGAAAGACGAUGGAAUGGUCUCAGGGUCCUUUGACUUGAGCUAUAUGGGUGUUUAUACUGUGUGGAUGAACUCACUUGGUGAAAAGGCAAAGUCUCGUCUCGUCUCUGGUUCAAUUAUUCCCGAUGAUUCUCAAUGGGAACGAAUCAUUGCUGGUAUUAACAAACAAGCUGGACGCCGAGACUUUGAAGGUCCAAGCACAGAAAAGCCGCAUCACCGACAGCUGUGCCUCUCAAUGUGUGGCGUGCUUAGAUCAGCUACUGAAAUUGAGGAGGAUUUGAAUGAUCUGGUCAAGCAAGAGAAGUACACUAGGGCUGCUGCCUUGGCCCUCUUUGAGGGACUUGCAACUCGCGCUGUUGAUAUUCUCAAGAUCGGCGGCACGGAGCUUCUUUUUGUAGCAAUGGCGCUUGACAUCAAACUCAAGAGCAACACCGCAUUGGAUCUUGGUGCAACAGAAUGGACCAAUGCUCUCGAUAGUCACCCUCAAAUGGCCCAUGAUCCAUAUCUCCGGGCCAUAUACGGCUUCAUCACUACCGGAGAUUGGUCAUCUGUCGCAGACGAAGCUUCUCUACCACUCCGUAGUCGAACUGGAGUUGUGCUUCGAAAAUUUGAUGAUGCCAAGUUGACAGAUUGGCUCACAAAACAAAUGGAGCAAGCAGUCAGCACAGGAGAUAUCGAGGGCAUCGUUUUGGCGGGCAUCACAGAAAACAUGGUCGACAUCCUAGCAAAGUACAUUGAGAAGUUCAUGGACUACCAGACCCCAAUUCUCAUCAUGUCGUUCUGCUAUCCUCGAUAUAUCAGCGAUGUUCGCUGCGGAGCGUGGCGUAAGAACUAUCAAAACCUACUGCAACGAAACAAGAAGUUUAUCCUGCGAGUCAAAUUUGAGCAGCAAUCUACAGCUAAGAGUCGUCUCCGCAAUGGCAAGUCUGUCAUCACAGCACCACCUCGACAAGUCACUAUUCGGUGCUUGAACUGUGACGCUCAGUCUGCACACGACUUGUCAAAUUCCACUGCGGCACCAUCAUCGAUGUCUGGCCCAUCAAGCACCACUGUCGAUACUCGCAACCCCCUCACGGCUUCAGGCUACAACGCUGGUCUCUGUUGUCCAAAAUGUGGUUCCCAUCUCUCUCGGUGCGCUGUGUGCAUGGAGGUUGUGGGGGUUCCUCGCUCCGAUCGCCCUGAGUUGUCGAAUGAUCCUGCCAUUAGCCGUAUGGCUAACUUUCCAACUUUCUGUCUCAAAUGCAAGCAUGUCAUGCAUAUGGAUCAUUCGGUUGCUUGGUUCAGCCGCCAUGUCGAGUGUCCGGUCCCUGAGUGUCGAUGCCAGUGUAACGAGAGCACGCAUCGUUAG
Lachnellula hyalina is the source of this 3102-nucleotide messenger RNA. RefSeq names its product SEH-associated protein (gene SEA4). The coding region runs from base 1 to 3102 and encodes 1033 amino acids. Gene Ontology annotation, biological process: positive regulation of TORC1 signaling. The record is from RefSeq and is a predicted model, not a curated record. Gene Ontology annotation, molecular function: protein binding. NCBI's taxonomy places the organism in Eukaryota, Fungi, Ascomycota, Leotiomycetes, Helotiales, Lachnaceae. The transcript is spliced from 5 exons. Gene Ontology annotation, cellular component: cytoplasm.